AUGUGCUACUACGGAGGAUAUUAUGGAGGCCUGGGCUAUGGCUAUGGCUAUGGCUGUGGCUAUGGCUGUGGCUAUGGCUGUGGCUAUGGUGGCUAUGGUGGCUAUGGUGGCUAUGGUGGCUAUGGCUAUGGCUGUUGCCGCCCACUCUGCUGUAGAAGGUACUGGUCCUGUGGCUUCUACUGA
Messenger RNA from Mus caroli (Ryukyu mouse), 183 nucleotides. The record is from RefSeq and is a predicted model, not a curated record. NCBI's taxonomy places the organism in Eukaryota, Metazoa, Chordata, Mammalia, Rodentia, Muridae.